Puccinia graminis f. sp. tritici CRL 75-36-700-3 is the source of this 111-nucleotide messenger RNA. RefSeq lists its product as uncharacterized. Lineage: Eukaryota; Fungi; Basidiomycota; Pucciniomycetes; Pucciniales; Pucciniaceae. The record is from RefSeq and is a predicted model, not a curated record. Bases 1 to 111 code for a protein of 36 amino acids. The transcript has 2 exons.
AUGGGAUGGCAUUGUCCCAAGGCCGUCCCAGGUCCUAAAGUCCCCGUUUUACGGCCAUCCUCCAAGGGUCGAAGAUUGAUACAUAGAAAGUACCGAAACUUGCACCGCUAA